AAUCUGAUCUCUGAUAGAGAUAUAAAUGACUAAGAUUUCAGAAUUUGCCCUAUAUAAAGAACUUGAGCUUCAAAUUUAGAACUACUCCACAAACAUUCAAAUAAUAAGAAUUCACAAGAUCUUAUUCAUCACAGGUCAUACAAAACAAGUAAUGGAUAUUCAAAGAUCCUCAUACACUUUCAUUGCAGUUUUUGUCAUUGUAAUGUUCCUCGCCAUAGGAUCAGAAGCAAGAGCAGAGAUAUAUGAUCCCAAGUGUCCGGGGGUAUGCUCACCUGGAAUUGUACCAGACUGCAAGACACUAUGUGGUAGCUUAGGGAUUAACAUGUUGCUGCAAACCCAAAAUCCUCUAAACCCUCUAUAUGAUAUCCCACCUCCGUUAAUUAGAUCAUCAUACACAUUCAUUGCAGUUUUUGUCAUUGUAAUGUUCCUCGCCAUAGGAUCAGAAGCAAGAGCAGAGAUAUAUGAUCCCAAAUGUCCGGAGGUAUGCUCACCUGGAAUUGUACCAGACUGCAAGACACUAUGUGGAUCAGAAGCAAGAGCAGAGAUAUAUGAUCCCAAGUGUCCAGGAGUAUGCUCACCUGGAAUUGUACCAGACUGCAAGACACUAUGUGGUAGCUUAGGGUAUCAUGCUGGAGGCUACUGUAAAGGAUUAACGUGUUGCUGCAAAACCAAAAUCCUCUAAACCCUCUAUAUGAUAUUCCACCUCCUUUAAUUGUUUACGUUAAUCUUGAUUGCUCUCUUAUCAUAUAAAAUAAAAAUCUAAUAAAGUUUUAAACUUAUAUACAAAACAUAUAUGUAUUGAAACUUUUGGCUAAAC
This is a messenger RNA of Thlaspi arvense, 817 nucleotides long. The record is from the annotation of a GenBank genome assembly. NCBI's taxonomy places the organism in Eukaryota, Viridiplantae, Streptophyta, Magnoliopsida, Brassicales, Brassicaceae.